CCAACCAUCGCAAGCGAAGUAGCUAGCUAAUGGCGCCGAUCCACAGCAAGCAAACGCUGCUGGCGCUGGCGCUGGCGCUCGCGUUUGUCAGCGUCGUGGCGGCGCGAGGGGAAGCGCUGCCCGCCGCCCGGCACGAGCGGUGGAUGGCCAAGUACGGGCGCGUGUACGCGGACGCCGCCGAGAAGCUGCGCCGGCGGGAGGUGUUCGCGGCCAACGCGCGCCACAUCGACGCCGUCAACCGGGCGGGCAACCGGACGUACACGCUCGGGCUCAACCAGUUCUCCGACCUCACCAACGAGGAGUUCGCGGAGACGCACCUCGGGUACCGUCACCAGCCCGGCGGGCUCGCGCCGGCGGCCGCGGUGAACGUGUCCAUGGCUCAGCUGCAGUCCACGCUCCCAGACAGCGUGGACUGGAGGGCCCGGGGCGCCGUCACCCCAGUCAAGUACCAAGGUCACUGCGGGAGCUGCUGGGCGUUCGCGGCGGUGGCGGCGACGGAGGGGCUGGUGCAGAUCGCCACCGGCAACCUCAUCCCCAUGUCAGAGCAGCAGGUGCUGGACUGCACGGGCGGCGCCAACAGCUGCAAGAGUGGCCACGUCAACGCCGCCCUAACCUACAUCACCGCCAGCGGCGGCCUACAGACGGAGGCAGCCUACGCGUAUGGCGCCAAGCAGGGCGCGUGCCGCAGCGGCGGCCUCGGCCCAAAUCCGGCCGCCUCCGUCGGCGUCCACCGGUCUGUGACACUGCACGGCGACGAGGGCGCGUUGCAGGCGCUCGUGGCCAGCCAACCGGUGGCCGUGGCCGUGGAGGCCGACGCUGACUUCCACCACUACAGGAGCGGCGUGUACGUCGGCAGCCCGUCGUGCGGGCGGAACCUGCACCACGCCGUCACGGUGGUGGGCUACGGGGCGGACGGCGGCGCCGGCGGGCAGGAGUACUGGGUGGUGAAGAACCAGUGGGGGGCUGGGUGGGGCGAGGGCGGCUACAUGCGCCUCACGCGCGGGAACGGCAACAACUGCGGCAUGGCCACCCACGCCUACUACCCCACCAUGGACACCUCUUGAAAACCACAUCAGUAGUCCAUGCAGCAUCGAGUAUGGUUUAUCAGCUAGCUACAGAACGAUGCAGCUGCAGUACCACGUAAACGUACGUAUAUAUGGAUUUUGGUUUUUGGAUAAUGAACAUCGAAAGCAUGGAAUGAUGCGUUCGCCUAUGUAAUAGUAUAAACUUGGAAACUUGUAUAUGCCAAU
Messenger RNA from Aegilops tauschii subsp. strangulata, 1250 nucleotides. RefSeq names its product ananain-like. Gene Ontology annotation, biological process: proteolysis. The record is from RefSeq and is a predicted model, not a curated record. Lineage: Eukaryota; Viridiplantae; Streptophyta; Magnoliopsida; Poales; Poaceae. Gene Ontology annotation, molecular function: cysteine-type peptidase activity.